AUUAAUGGUGAACCCUACCGCCUCCAGCCACCCCACCGCCGUCCACUGCCUUCACCGUUCACCGUCCUCCGCCUCCUCCGGCUAUUGCCGCUGAGAAACACCUUCGCAGCCCGCGCCGUCAGCCUCUACCUCCGCAACGUCUGCAAUCUACAAUUCAAGGCCAGGGGAUCUACGAGAAGAAGAACCGAAAGCGAAGAAGAACCGAAAGCGCCCCUCCGCCGCCGCCGCCGCAGCCUAUUCCGUUCAAUUUCUGUCCCAGCCUCCAAUCGCCACCACCGCCUCGGCCCUCCGGCCUCAUCCUCAGCCGUCGCCGGUCCUUCCCUGACCCCGUUGCAGAAUCCUCUUCAAUAUGGAAGGAUUUUGGACGUCGUUGCAUUAAAAACUCCCAAGCUUCGGGGGCAGGCAUGGGUUGUGUUCAGUGAAGUGACAGCUGCAAGCAAUGCUGUACGACAGAUGCAAAACUUCCAGUUUUAUGAAAAGCCUCUGAGAAUCCAAUAUGCUAAAUCAAAAUCAGAUUGCAUUGCUAAAGCAGAAGGUACCUAUGACAAGAAAAAGAAACUAGAGGAAAAAGCUGAGAGAAAGAAACGUGUUGAAGAAGGGCAGCCAGCUCCUGCUGCUAGUGGUCCAAGAGCUGAUAGUAAUGGAGGCCCAUCUUUUUAGCCGAUAAGAUGAAGGAGUACGAGGCUCAGAUGCAGGCUAAGAUGGAGGCUAGAGAGGCGCAGAUACGAGAGGAGGCACAAGCUAGAGAGGCUCAGAUGCGUGCAGACGUACAGGCACAGUUGCAGGCACAGCAAGCCGAGUUUAUGAAGAAGCUAGCUGACAUGAGGAAUCUACCACCCCCUUGAUUAUGUUUGUUUUAGGAACUUGAAUCUAUUUUGCUAGGUGCUAACUUAACUAUUGUUAGAUACUUUGUUGAUUAUCGUUGACUAUUUGGAUUGUUAGAUACUUUGUUGAUUA
Messenger RNA from Salvia miltiorrhiza (redroot sage), 957 nucleotides. RefSeq lists its product as uncharacterized. Gene Ontology annotation, molecular function: RNA binding. Lineage: Eukaryota; Viridiplantae; Streptophyta; Magnoliopsida; Lamiales; Lamiaceae. The record is from RefSeq and is a predicted model, not a curated record. The transcript is spliced from 5 exons. The annotation marks the transcript as partial.